CCAGCAUCACGUGAAUACACCAUACGUGUCCAAGGUACAAUUAGCCCGGUGCUUAUCUCCGACAAACGUCUCUACAAAUAGUUCAGACUGGGGGGGAAAAGACACCCUUAAUACACGCGAAGCUACUUCGUGAGGGUCCUACAGGACCGCAGGUGUAGUUUCAUCACAGAGGACUGAGUCGGACGGGUUCAGUGUUUCCCCUCGGCACCAACUCCAGGAGCUAGCUUGUUUCGCUGCAGCAGCAUGGCAGGGCCGCAGAGGAAGGGAGAGCUCCUGCCCGAAGAUGUCGGCACAGACGACUGCCUGACCUCGUACACACACAUCUACAGUCCAGAUUUACUAAAGGAUCAGGUUGCUUUCAUCACAGGUGGGGGAUCUGGAAUUGGACUCAGGAUAGCGGAAAUCUUCAUGAGGCAUGGCUGUGACACAGUGAUUGCCAGCAGGAACUUGGACAAGCUCAAAGAGGCAGCUAAAAAGCUGUGUGCCGUGUCCGGACGCCGCUGUCUCCCUCUGUGUCUGGACGUGAGGCAGCCUGAGAGCAUUGCGGCGGCUGUAGAUGAGACACUGAAAGAGUUGGGUCGCGUUGACAUCCUUAUUAACAAUGCUGCCGGAAACUUUCUCUGCCCGGCUACCUCACUCUCCUUCAACGCCUUCAAGACUGUGAUGGAGAUCGACACUAUGGGCACAUUCAACACCAGCAAGGUGGUUUAUGAGAAGUGGUUCAAGGACCACGGUGGCAACAUAGUUAACAUCUCUGCAACACUUGGAUACAAGGGGCAGGCCCUCCAGGUGCACGCAGGCUCUGCCAAGGCUGCAAAUGAUGCCAUGACCAAGCACCUGGCUGUGGAGUGGGGGCCCAGUGGGGUGAGAGUCAACUCUUUGGCUCCAGGUCCAGUCUCUGGCACUGAGGGAUUCCGCAGACUGGGUGGCCUUAGAGCUGAUACCACUGCUGCCUUCCAAUCCAUUCCUGUGCAGCGAGCAGGCAACAAGACGGAGAUGGCCCACUGCACUCUCUUCCUGGCAAGCCGGGCGUCCUCGUAUGUUACUGGAGCCAUCCUGGUGGCGGAUGGCGGGGCCUGGUUGACCUCGGCCAAUGACAUCUCCAUGAUGUUGGGUAUAGCCUCCUCUAAAUCUGCUAAACUCUGAACAGGGGCUCUCCUGUCCUCCUCCUGACCCAGGUUAUUGGUCAUCUGAAAUGAAAAGAGAGAAGUAAAUGCUGCAGACAAAAGAGUCAUUAGGGGCUAUCUGCUGUUGUUUUGCUGGAGGAGUUGCACACUAACAUACUGUACUUACUGUAUUAUAGGUUAUGAUUUUCCACCCUCUACACUGCUGUGCCUUAUUAUGCAUUUCAAUUACAGUCAUGUUUAUCACAUGCAAAUAUCAUGAGGCCUUUCUAUAUUUGUCCUUUAUUAAUAAAGCUGUCAGAACUAGUUAAUGACUAGUUUCCAUUCAA
This is a messenger RNA of Scophthalmus maximus (turbot), 1453 nucleotides long. It is a transcript of the gene decr2, whose product is annotated as 2,4-dienoyl CoA reductase 2, peroxisomal. Gene Ontology annotation, biological process: fatty acid catabolic process. The transcript has 10 exons. The record is from RefSeq and is a predicted model, not a curated record. Gene Ontology annotation, molecular function: 2,4-dienoyl-CoA reductase (NADPH) activity. The coding region runs from base 244 to 1146 and encodes 300 amino acids. Lineage: Eukaryota; Metazoa; Chordata; Actinopteri; Pleuronectiformes; Scophthalmidae.